This is a messenger RNA of Lotus japonicus, 1601 nucleotides long. RefSeq names its product lipid phosphate phosphatase 2-like. Gene Ontology annotation, biological process: phospholipid metabolic process. The coding region runs from base 272 to 1270 and encodes 332 amino acids. NCBI's taxonomy places the organism in Eukaryota, Viridiplantae, Streptophyta, Magnoliopsida, Fabales, Fabaceae. The transcript has 8 exons. The record is from RefSeq and is a predicted model, not a curated record. Gene Ontology annotation, molecular function: phosphatidate phosphatase activity.
GUGAACCGCUUCACCCCGCGCCAAACCAUUUUUCAUUUCAAAGCGAUUAGUUUUUCUCCGUCACAAACAGUUUUCUCGGAUCACAUUUCAAAUUUUCCGAGAAAAUCUUCAAAAUAUUUUCCCUAAUAAUUUUCACACUCGGUUGGUGUCUUUUCAAUCAGUAACAACAGAGCACGUUGAUUUUCCCCCCUCACAGUCUCAUCUCCUCUUUUUCUUUCAAAUCUGCCGUCGCAUAGUGACCACAAUUCACUGACUGCGCAAUUCUCUGCACAUGGCGCGGCGGUUUUGGCCAUCGUUUCAGAAUCAGGGAGAGGUGAGACAGGUUGAUCCUUGUGCUCAUACUAUAAGGUCCCAUGGAGCCGCACUUGCAAGGAAUCGCAUUCGUGAUUGGCUUAUAUUGGUGCUUCUUAUGGUAAUAGAGGUUGUGCUCUUUGUCAUUCAUCCAUUUCACCGCUUUGUCGGGAGGGACAUGAUGGAAGACCUUAGAUAUCCUAUGAAAGACAAUACUGUGCCUGUAUGGGCUGUUCCUCUAUAUGCGGUUCUGUUGCCAAUGGCCGUUUUCCUUUUCAUCUACAUGCGAAGGAGAGAUGUUUAUGAUUUGCACCACAGCGUUCUAGGCCUUCUCUUUGCUGUCCUGAUCACCGGCGUCUUGACAGAUGCGAUAAAAAAUGGAGUUGGCCGGCCUCGUCCAGACUUCUUUUGGCGUUGCUUUCCCGAUGGAGUAGAGGUUUAUGAUGAUAAAUGGGGAGGUGUGAUAUGUCAUGGCAAAGAGAGUGAUAUCAAAGAAGGACACAAGAGUUUCCCAAGCGGUCAUACAUCAUGGUCGUUUGCAGGUCUAGGUUUCCUCUCUUUGUACCUAUCAGGGAAGAUUAAAGUUUUUGAUCGCAGAGGGCACGUGGCAAAAUUAUGCAUUGUGUUUAUUCCUCUACUUGUUGCUUGUCUAGUUGGAAUCUCUAGAGUGGAUGAUUAUUGGCAUCAUUGGCAAGAUGUGUUCGCUGGCGGCCUUCUAGGGCUUGUUGUUGCAACCUUUUGCUAUAUGCAGUUCUUCCCUCCUCCUUACAAUGAUGAUGGAUGGGGUCCAUAUGCAUAUUUCCAGGCUAUGGAGGAAUCACGAGUCAAUUCAAACAUGAACCGGGAUUCACCCUCUGUACAGGCAAUGGAGGAUCGGGUUAUGAAUCAAGUACCAGUAAGGAGAACUAAUGGUGAUGCAUUCACCCCUUUCUCUUAUCUUAGCCCAACUUUGGAAGCCAUGGAGCUAGGACAGAAGUGAACUCAUAACUGUCUUAUGCAUAAUUCUUCUUCCUAGCUUGUUGUGACUUACUUUUGUGUAUAGUUGUGAUUGAAAGUUAGGUUUUCUACACGGCAACACUAGAUUUAGCAAACUAGCGAAGUUGUGGGUAGCUAGCUUCCUUCGUAUACAUUCUUUAAGCUGAUUAGCGUUAUAUUUGGAUACCUGUUGGCAUCACUGUAAGUAGAUGUUAGCUUUACUUUGAGAUAAAAAGUGGACAUAGCUCUUUCUCUUAAAUUAAGAUAAAGUCCGUUCACAUUGUACUCAAUUGGUAUAAGAUCAUAUUAUAAAUCUCUUAUGGGUAUUAUCUUAA